Messenger RNA from Antechinus flavipes (yellow-footed antechinus), 1124 nucleotides. RefSeq names its product CEBPZ opposite strand (gene CEBPZOS). The transcript has 5 exons. NCBI's taxonomy places the organism in Eukaryota, Metazoa, Chordata, Mammalia, Dasyuromorphia, Dasyuridae. Bases 368 to 655 code for a protein of 95 amino acids. The record is from RefSeq and is a predicted model, not a curated record.
GGUGGCCAUGUUAGCCCCGAGCUACUUAAGAAUCACAUCCCGUCUGUGAUAUGGUAGUGUCAUGAGCGUGACGAUGUAACCAACUUCUGUAGGAGUAAGACAGUUAAGUGGCAUUGGAUGGAACCUGCAGCCAAGAAGAUUGUGUGUGAGCCAUUUAAUCUGUGUCCCUCUCAGUUUCCUCAACUGUAAAAUGGGGGAAAUAAUACACCUACCUCACAGGGUUGUUGUCGAAUUUCAAAAGAGAUAUUUAUAAAAGCACUUAACACGUUUGCUUAGCAUUUUCUAGAUGCAUAAAUGCGUAUUUCCUCCCCUCUCCCAUUCUUCAUUAGCGGCGAGCAUUUAUUAAGUGUCUGUUGGAUGCUUCGUUAUGUACCUUAAGCACUUGAAAAAAUACAAUGAUGUCCACGACAGGAUGGCUCCCCCAAAUCAAAUUUUGGCAACAAAGAUUUUUAAGGGAAUUUUAACCCUUGAACUUCUUGGAAUCACAGGAGCAUAUUGGCUGUUUAAUAAAAUGAACACAAAUCAAGAUUUCAGACAUACAAUGAGUAAGAGAUUUCCCUUAGUCUUAGAAGCUUAUUACAAAUCUAAUGAAUGGUCUGGACUCUAUGGAAUAAGAGAACGUGAUCAAGAAGAAUGGUUAAACUACAAAAAUUAGAACCUCUUCAAUUUGAACUUUUCUUCUCUCUGAGUCAACACUAGUCAUCUCUUUCAGCUUCCUGCUGAAUUGUUUUUAUACUUUUGAAGAAAAAGCCAGUGUGGUUGCAUCAAAUAAAGUUUUUGAUUAAACGCACACACACACACACACACACACACACACACACACACACAUACAUAUAUGUAUGUAUGUAAUGUAAUAUGUGUGUGUGUAUUUUAAAUUCAAGAAAGCCAAAUUCUAUUGAGGCAACUGAGAUCCUUUACUAUUCUGAAACCAGUAGCAGAAAGAAAGGAAAAAUUUUCAGUGGAAGCUAUUCUAUCCAAAUAUAUGCUUAUCAAUGUAAGGAUAACAAAGAGUAACUUUAAAAUAUCAGAAAUUAUGACGACAUUUAGUUUGUAUAUACAUCAUUGUUAUAGCAUGGCAUGUGAUAAAUUGUUUGGUUAAUAAAAUAAAAUUAGUAAAAGUUGAA